GACGGAGUUCUUGAUGAAAUCACGGCCGCAGCCAUAGCAGCCGGUGGCGUAAACAAAAAACAGCGUAGCUGACCGUGUUAACGAAGCGCUAGCUAGCUAAAGUUGCAAAUAAAGUUUACUAAAUUGAGCAGAAUAGGGUUUUUUUUUAAGGAUCGAUUUGCUUGUUCAAUAUUUAAAGGUUAUUUAAAAAAUUUUUUAUAAGAGCUAGGAACAUCGCUAACAUUUCCGAAUUAGCUAGCUAGCGCAGGUUAGCUUUAAAAGUCCACUGACUAUGUUAGCAUCGUGUCCAGUUAACGGAUUAUUAUGGGAUGUAGCUGGUUAGCUGACUACAGGCUAAUUAAAGAUGCUGUGAUUUUUAAAAAAAAAUGAGCUCGUGCUGGUUAACUCGCUAUAACGGUAACUGUGCUCCAGAAUGUCAGCCCUGUUUAUCUCAGCUAGUUAACCCUUGCAGUAUUUAACCCUUUAGGUUUUAACCAGGUUAGUUGUAAGAGAGGGGAAGUUUCCAGGUCCAUGAGUUUGGACUGUGAUGUUCAGUCUGAUGGCGAACUGCUGCAGCUGGCUGAAACGGUGGAGAGAGCCUGUCAGGAAGGUGACACUGGUGAUGGUGGGACUGGACAAUGCUGGGAAAACUGCCACAGUACGGGGCAUCCAAGGAGAGAGUCCUCUAGAUGUGGCUCCAACGGUAGGCUUCUCCAAAGUGGACCUAAAGCAGGGCAAGUUCGAGGUCACCAUCUUCGACCUCGGUGGGGGGAAGCGGAUCCGGGGCAUCUGGAAGAACUACUACUCCGAGUCGUACGGCGUGGUGUUCGUGGUGGACUCGAGCGAUGUGCAGAGGAUCCAAGAGACCAGAGAGACCAUGGCAGAAGUGCUGCGACACCCUCGCAUCGCUGGCAAACCUGUGCUAGUGCUGGCCAACAAGCAGGACCAAGACGGCGCGAUGGCUGAAGCCGACAUCAUCGAGAGCCUGUCACUGGAAAAGCUCGUGAAUGAGAACAAGUGUCUCUGUCAGAUUGAACCAUGCUCAGCGGUCCUGGGCUACGGUAAGAAGAUAGACAAAUCCAUCAAGAACGGCCUGAACUGGCUCCUGAACAACAUCGCCAAGGACUACGAUGCAAUCACAGAGCGCGUUCAGAGGGACACGGCCGAGCAGCGCAUACAGGAGGAUCAGGAUAAGAAGGAGAGAGCGGAGCGAGUCAAACGCAUCCGAGAGGAGAGAGACAGACAGGAGCGUGAAGAGGCGGAGAAAACAGGCAGACAAAUAAAGGAGGAGGAGUCUGAGGAUGCUGAUAUGUCCAACCCAUUCCAGCCGAUAAACCAUAUUGUUGAAGAGAAUGAAAACAAGUUGAAAAAAGAAAUGGAAAUGAAAACGCAAGGAGACGAGGCCAUGCAGGACGGCGUCGUGGAGCCUGUGAGCAAACAGGAAGACGAGGAGGAGGAGGACGAGGAAGAACACGAUGAGGAAGAGAGCGAAAGACAGACGCCAGAGAGCCCAGAAUCAGGUCCAACAGACCAGACCAAAAAGAAGAUCAAGAAAAUACGGCUCAAGAGGAAAAACAGAGUCGACCCUCUGAUAAUAGACGACGCAGCCAAGAGCCCGACUCCACCUCCCGCACCUGUUGGAUGGGCUACUCCCAAAGUUUCUAGACUCCCCAAGCUCGAACCUCUUGGAGAUACAAGGCGUUCCGAUUUCUAUGGCAAGCCCCUCCCACCUGUAGCAAUUAGACAGAGACCAAACGGCGAAACCCAUGAUGUCAUUUCCUAGCCUCUCUUCCUCCUCCUCCUCCUCCUCCUCUGUCCCCCUCAUACGGUUAGAGAUGCCUCGUCUCCACCAAUCACACUAUAUAUCUUUUUUUCCCCUCUCGUCUCCAAGCCCGCGGCGUGUAAAUACGCAACAAUCACCAGCAGGCGUCAGCGAGAGGAACCAAUCAGCUCACUCGGAGGGAUCAUGUGACCAGCCAAGGACAAGGACACCUACAGAGACUCGUGGAUUAUUAUUUUAAACAUUCAGCGGUGACUGAAUUCGUAUCUACGUUACAAAAGCGUAGACGUUUUAUUUUUCCACCCAACGCGUUAUAAUCUCAGAUUAUAGUGUUCAUCCAAAUGUCUAUAUAUAAAUCUUUAUUUUUAGACUGAAUCACAUAACUGUGAAAUCCGCGCUUUUGGAAACAGGAGAUUUUAGCAUAUAUUAAACACUACAACUGUGCUGAACAAACUCUCUGCUACAGAAAUCCUCCUCACUGUAUCCAUGAGACGUAACGGUGUUUUACGUCAUUUCCAUGUUUCUUUUUUUUUUUACACUAAGGUGUUUUCACUGGUUUACUUCCACAAUGUCGCCAGCAGGAAAACCCACACAACAUACCGUUAAAGGAAAAAAAUCACCCUGAACAUCUUUCAUAUUAAUCUUUAAUGAUUAGAACUGUGAUCUUCACUCGCAACAGCAAGUUAGUGUUUUCCUACAUUACCCACAAUGCCAUUUGACUACCUGUAGAUCAUAGUAACAUCUCCCUACUUAAUUAGAGCUAUGCAGUGCAGCGGCGCUUUAAUCCUUUCAUUCGGAUACCGCCGUCUCCGUGAUCAAGCUCCUCAUCUGGUAGCUCUGGAGGCGAGCCGAGACUCUGAUCGUAUUGCUGCAUUGCUUUCUGGGGCUUUUUGAGUCCAGGAUUUUUGCGCCAACUGAGCUAGUGAGAAGAAAAAUACAGAACCAACCAACAUGUAAGCCUCACUACAGCAUCACCGAACACUUCAGAUACACCGGUCAGGCAUAACAUUAUGACCACUGAGAGGUGCCGUGAAUAAGACUGAAGAUUUCCGCAUUAGUGGGUGGGAUAUAUUAGGCAGCAAGUCAACAUUUUUUCCUCAAGGUUGAUGUGGUUAGAAGCAGGAAAAAUGGACAAGCGUAAGGAUUUGAGCUUUGAGUUUGACGAAAGGCCAAAUUGUGAUGGCUAGACCACUGGAUCAGAGCGUCUCCAAAACUGCAGCUCUUGUGGGGUGUUCCUGGUCUGUGGUGGUCAGUAUCUAUCAAAAGUGGUCCAAGGAAGGAACAGUGGUGAACCGGAGACAGGGUCAUGGGCGGUCAAGACUCACUGAUGUACAUGGGGAGAGAAGGCUGGCCCGUGUGAUCCGAUCCAACAUAGAAAGGUGUCGGAAUACACAGUGCAUGACGGGUCAGCAAAAAGGGGACCAACACAAUAUUAGGCAGGUGGUCAUAAUGUUAUGCCUGACCUGUGUAUUUCAACACAUUUAACGUGUAAUUUCAGGGUGGAGUUUUCCUUUAAGCUGAAUAUUUUCCCGAUGGGAAGUUCUUUUAGUUCUCUGAAAGUUCUUUAAGUGCACCACUGGUUUAUACACACUUUUCUGUCUUCUCAACUUGUUUAUGAAGCCGAAGCAUGUACCGAUUACAGUGUAGAGCUUCGUCGUCGUUGUUUUUUCUUCUGUUACACGUUCAACCUAUUGUUUCAGUCCUGUUUUGCAGGAACACGUUUUUCCAAAAGCAUAAAAUUAAGCUGGAAGAUUUGACACACUACACUGAUUACACAUUUAUUCAUUUCUUAGCACAGAGAUGUACUGUAAAUGACAGGUUGCUUAUUUAUUUCAUUCUGUUUUUGUUGCUGUUUUUAAACCCUGUGCUUCCCUCAUGUAUUUGUUAACAUGUAUUAUUUUAUAUUCGACACUCCUGAUUGAAUGCUUUUUCUAUGAUUAUGUAUUUCGUUUCCCAUUUCAAAUAACCGCUCGUUUUCUCUAAUCUCACUUCACAGAUUUUUUUUGGUUACAUGCACUUUCUAUCCAUCUUGGUUUAAUAUGAAUGCAAUUAAAUGCAUAAAUAUUUUUUAUUCA
Molecule: messenger RNA, 3834 nt
Organism: Hemibagrus wyckioides
Lineage: Eukaryota; Metazoa; Chordata; Actinopteri; Siluriformes; Bagridae
Gene: arl13b
Product: ADP-ribosylation factor-like 13b
Exons: 10
Coding region: 527-1762 (411 amino acids)
Biological process (GO): non-motile cilium assembly; receptor localization to non-motile cilium
Cellular component (GO): non-motile cilium; motile cilium; ciliary membrane
Molecular function (GO): GTP binding; GTPase activity
Source: RefSeq, a predicted model, not a curated record